UACAAACCAUUGCAUAAAAUCAUUUUAUUAUUGCAAUGAAAUUCAGGAAGUGUAUUUUAAGUGAGAAAGGGAUUUUGCAUUGCAUGUGGAACUGAUAUCAUGAAUUUGCAUGCCUCAACAAGUUGUAAGAAGUGAUUUGUAGUUGUAUUUGUGGUAUGAACGAUAGUUUGUAAGGAAACCACUAGUUCAGCCUACAUUAACGAAGAUUUGGAUCAAGAAAUUCUUCGAUGAAUUCUCAAGGGGAAGAAAGGCCGCAGUCUCCUGGACUUGAGGCCGUGAUUCAGAAGCUAGAAGACUCCCUCCUGGAUGUCAGUGCAGAAGAGAGGGCACUCACCAUUUGGGGGGAAGAACUGGGUUCCACCGCUGCACCAGUCCCUGUGCGCAUCCGACAGAUUGUCACCAGAAACCUGAGCGACUCUCCCGCAGCUGAGGUUUCAGUACAGGAGGAGAACCGGGCCCUCAAAGACCUGCUGUCCCAGACUCGAGCUGACCGUGACCAGCUGCUUGUCAAGCAGGCGGCCCUCACAGACAGGCUGGAGCAGAUGCUGGUCCUGCAAUCCGGUGACUCAGAUCAGGAGAGUGUGAGUGCAGAGCGCCGGCUACGUGAGGAGGCUCGCUCCUACCGCCUCAAACUGCAGAGCUACCAGGAGAGCCAGCACAGACAGGCUCAGCUGGUGCAGAAGCUACAGGCCAAGGUCCUGCAAUAUAAGAAGCGCUGUGGGGAGCUGGAGGAGCAGGUUCUGCAGAAGACUUCCGAGUCAGAGAAACUGCGCCUGUCUCUACAGACCCACCUGGACUCCUCUGCCCAGCGGCUCCAGCGCACCGAACAGGAGCACGGACGCGACCUCCAGAGCAAGCAGGGCCUACUGGAGGAAGAACAGAAAAGGUGCUCGGGCCUGAGCCAGGUGAACGCGCUGCUCCGCCAGCAGCUGGAGCAGGCGGCCGCCGCCAACCAGGGCCUGAGCGAGAGCCUGCGCCGGGCCCGCCUGGACGCCGAGCACAAGGACACGCGACUGCGCAGGGAGCAGGAGACGAGUGCCUCCAGACUGGGCCGUGAGCAGGCGCGUGUGCGGGCGCUGUGGCGCCAGGCCGCCUCCCUCCGCAGCACCUUCACCCAGCUCAGGGCCUUCACUGACAGGAACCUCGCUGACAUGCGGACAGAGUGUGUUAGCACCGGGCGCCAGCUGCGAGCUGCCUGCCUGAGCCUGGAGGUGAGCGUGAGUCAGCAGAGCGCCCCCUCUGGUGUGGAGGUGCCGGCGCUGGAGAGGCAGCUCCGGGAGAAGCUGCUGGAGGCCAUGCAGCUGCAGGCGCGCUGGGACGCCGAGAAGGUGGAGCUCAACUCCAGGAUCCUAGAGCUGACAGACAUGGUGAAGCAUCUAAGGGGACAGAACAGUGAGAAAGAGUCCAGCAUGGCCUCUAUGCAGGCUAGUCUGGACCGAAUGGAGUUGAGUCGGGCUGAGGAGCGUGAGGAGAGGGACUGUCUGCUGAGUGAGGUCCAGGCCCUGCAGCACGUUCUACACAGCAUCAGCCAGGUGGCGCGUGGGGAUGGCGAUGGCGCCACGUUGGAGAGCUCUAAACAGGAAGCAGACGGCCGCUCUCUCGCCCUGUCUCCCCUGCGAGGCGUCUCCCCCCAGAGGGACGGCACGCUGCUGGUGGUCCAGAGGGCCCUGACCCAGCGGCACACUCAAGUUCAGGACCUGCGUGUGCGUCUGGAGGCAGCGCUGGAGCAGACGGGCACCCUGCGGGCGCAGCUGCAGGAGGGUGAGCUGGAGCGACGCGAGAUGGAGCUCAGGGGCCAGGAGCUGCAGCAGGACAGCCUGCAGAUGGACAGGGCCUUGGAGGAGAGCCGGCGGGACGCCCAGAGGUUCCGCAGCUCACUGGACAUCAUCAGCAGUGAGAAGGAGGGUUUGGAGCAGCUGGUCUCUGGGUUGCGGGAGCAGCUGGACUCCCAGCGGUCCGAGCUGGAGGCGGGGCGCCUGCUGCUGCUGGACACACAGAGGCAACGGGACCUGCUCAGGCAGCAGAGGGAGGACCUGGAGACGCAACUGGGCCGCCAGCGCGCCGAGGCAGAGAGAGGCCAGAGGCUGGCGGAGCAGCUGGAGGAGAGGCACUCUGAGCUGCGGAAGGAGCUGGUGGGCCUGAAGGAGACGCUGUGCCAGCUCACCCUGCACAAGGAGGUGCUGGAGGACGAGAAGGCCAGCCUAGCUCAGGCCAUCAGUAAGUUGGAAGCCCAAAAUGCUGAGCAGGAAGUGUCGAUCACCAGACUGCAAAGUGAGGAGGCAGGGCUGCGUGACUCCCUGGCCAAGAUGGCCGCCCUGAGUGAAGGCCUAGCCAAAGACAAAGUGGAGCUCAAUCGCAUUCUACUGCAGACGGAAGCAGAGAAGGCAUCCCUGGACGAGCGUCGGCGGGAGGUGGAGCUCGAGCGGGCGACGGCUCGUGAGGAGGCGGGGCGUCUGCAGCAGGAGCUCCGGGAUGUGGAGGCGGAGCAGCGAGCACUGGAGGUGUCAGAGGGGCAGCUGCAGGAGGCCCGGGUCAGUCUGGAGGCCCAACUCAGCCUGCUGGUCAAGGAGAAGAACCACGCACAGGAGCUGCACGUACAGGUGAGUGCUCAGCGGCAGGCCAUGUCGGAGCAGCUGUGUGCGGUGCAGAGGGAGCUGGAGGCCCAGAGAGGAGCCAUGGAGCGGGCAGGCCGCGAAAGAGACGAGCUGGCCAAGGACAAGGCCAGCCUGGGGGUCCAGCUCAGCACAGCACUGCGCAAAGCCUCUGGCCUCGCCCAGGAGCUGGCCACCCUCAGGGCUGAGAAGGAGGCCCUGGAGACAGCUCUGUUUGAGGGUCAGGAGCUGGCCUGUGCUCUGGAAGGUGACUGCAGUCGCCUGGAGGGAGAGCGGCGCAGUCUGGUGCUGGCCAACGAGGCCCUGACCCGUGAGGUGUCUCGGCAGCAGGCGGAUGCGGAGCAGCAGGCUCUCCGGGCCCAGCAGGAGAGGCAGGCUCUGGAGGGGAGGCUGGUCCAGGCCGAGAGGAGCGCCCAGCUCUCCCUCAGCAACACCCAGAGCAACUACCAGCAUCAGCUGGAUGCAGAGCGCAGGGAGAAGGAGCAGCUGUGUGCAGAGUUGACUGCACAGAGGGAGCAGUUGGAGGAGCGCUUGCGCGCAGAGAGUGAGGAGUUGCGGCUGCGCAGUCAGGCUGAGAGGCUGCAGCUGCAGGAGCAGGUGUCCCAGCUGCAACAGGACUGCAACCAGCGUCUACUGCAGGCAGAAAACCUCAAGCAACAGGCCUUGUCUCAGCUGGAGGGAGAGCGAGCAGCUCUGGCAGAGAAACUGCUCUCACUGCAGCAGGACAUGGAGUCCGCUGCCAUGGAGACGGAACGCAUGCGGAGGGACUUCCUCAGUCGACAGGAACAGGAUAAGGGUGUUGCUGCUGGUCUGCAGACGGACUUGGAGGUCCUGCGGCGGAGGUUUGAGGAGGCGUUGAGCUCACGCGAGGCCACUGAGAGGAGUCUGGGGGAGCAGCUGAAGGAGCUCAACCAGCAGAGGGAGGAGGCGCAGCAGGAGUUGUCUGGGUUGAGGCGCUCUCUGCAGGAGGCGGAGGAGUCCCGUGACGCGGGGCGAAGGGAUCUGAUCGAGGCCCAUCGGCAGCUGCGGGAAUGCGCCGGUGAGAGGGACGCCCAGCGGCAGGAGGCCCUGGAGCUCCGAAGGGCGCUGGGCGACGCCGGCCGCGAGAAGGAGGCCGUCCACACCUCCAACCAGGAGCUGCGUGCCACGGUGAAGAGGGCCGAGAACGACAACAACAGUCUGAAGCGGUCGCUGGAGGAGAAGGAGCAGAGGCUGUCCGUGCUGGAGGAGUGUAAGUCCUCCCACCAGCAGGAGGCGAGCAAGCUAAGGGCCACGCUGCGCGAGCUGGAGCGCUCCCGUCUGCAGGCGCGCCGGGAGCUGCAGGAGCUACGCAGACAGGUGAAGAGCCUGGAGGGGGAGGUGUCGAGUCGGAGCAAGGAGCUGGGGGAGCUGCAAGCGCGCGUGGCCCAGGAGGAGCAGCGUGAGGAGGAGGCUCGCAGGGAGGCCUUCAGCCUCCGUCAGAGGCUCCUGGAGAGCGAGGCCGGCCGAGAGGCAGCCAUCAAGGAGUCCUCAGUGUUGCAGCGGCGAGUGGCCGAGCAGGAGGAGGCGGAGGCGGCCGCCAGGGAAGCGCAGCACCAGCGCGACGCCGCCCUCCAGGAGAGCCAGCGGCGGCAGCGCGAGGAGACGGCCCGUCUGGAGGAAGCCCUGCGGGAGGCCCAGGCCCAGGCCCGGGAGCAGGGCCUGAGGGCCAGCCUGGCCGAGGGGCAGGCCAGGGGCCUGGAAGAGCAACUGGCCCAGGGGGAAGUUGCCCGCCGUGGGCUGGAGCACAGGCUGGCCGGCCUGGAGUCAGCCCUGAGGAGGACGCUGGGGAUCGGACGCUCCGGGCGGUCACCCACCCGGGGGGCCAGAGGGCGGAGCCCCUCUCCUUGGAGAAAUCGCUCUCCUGUGAAAGAUGGUGAGGGUGGGCCGGAGGGACUGACACCCAGUGGCUCUCCGGGCCGCUCUCUGUCCCCUGGCCGUGGGGGGGACGAGGAGCUGGAUCUGGACACUCUGCACACGGCCCUGCACAGCUUCCAGCGGGAGCUCAGGGACACGCAGAGGGACAGGGAUGAGGCCUAUACACAGGUGCUGAGUUUGACUCGUCAGGUGAGUGAGCUCCAAGCAGCUCAGGACAAAGCCAAUGGCAGACUACAGCAGCUCCACAAAAACCUGAGAGAUGCAGAGCAGGGGAGGCGCGAGGUGACUGAGAGGCUGGAGGGGGUGCAGACAUCCCUGGCUCUCCAGGAGGAGGUGAGCCGGCGUGGGGAGAGAGAGAGGAGGAGUCUGGGAGAGGAAGUGACCACGCUGAGGAGCAGCCUGCAGUCAGCGGAGGCCGAGGCCCAGAGACUACAGGAGAAGCUGGAGCGCAGCGAGGCGUCCGAGUCCCGUGGGGAGGUGGAGCGGCGGCAGCUGAAGGAGGCGUGCGAGCAGGUGGAGGCGCGGGCCGGCCGCCUGGAGGUGUCCCAGCGCUCCCUGGAGGGCGAGGUACAGAGGGGAGGCGUGCGCGUGGCCGAGCUAGAGGCCGAGGUGGCCGGCCUGCAGGAGCGCCUGGCCAGCCUGCGCAGGGAGCUGGGGGAAAGCGAGGAGAGGGGCGCCCUGCUCAGGCUGGAGGUGGAGCGUCUGGCGGCGUGUCUGGGUCGGGCGGAGCAGCAGGACUCCCAGCUGCGGGAGAGGCUGCAGGGCGCGACGGUCCAGCUGAGCGAGAGCAGCGCCAGUGCCGGAGCCGCCCAGGAGCAGGCCGCCCAGCUGCAGAGGGCGCUGACCGCCAGCGAGCACGACCGCCGCAUGCUGCAGGAGAGGCUGGAUAAGAUGCGUGAGGCGUUGUCCGAGAGCAAGAAGCAGAACCACGUGCUGACGGAGCGUGCCCAGAACCUCCAGAGAGCCCAGGAGGACAGUGAGCUGCGUGCGGCAGAGCUGGACAAGCAGGCGCGGGCACUGCAGGAGGCCCUGAGACAGAGGCAGGAGGGGGAGCACGAGGCCCUGGAGGACUCCAGGCAGCUUCAGAAAGACAAGGGGGACCUCCAGGGACGCGUGGCUAGCCUGCAGGCCUCGCUCCAGAGGCUGGAGGCCGAGAAGGCCGACCUGGAGAGAGGGAUGAGCCGCCUGGGCAAAGACAAGGCCUCGCUGAGGAAGACCCUGGAGAAGGUGGAACAUGACAGGAGGCGGCUGGAGGAGGAGGCUCUGUCUUUGAGCCGUGAGAGGGAGCAUCUGGAGCAGACCACACACACCCUGCAGGAGGAGCUCACUGAUGCCCACACACACACUCACACACUACAGGCUCAGAUUUCGCACCUGGAGCACUCGCAGUCCCAGCGACUGCUGGAGGUGACGGUGCGGCACCGUCAGGAGCUGGACCAGGAGACGGAGCGCCUGCGCGGGUCCCAGCUGCAGACCGAGCGGGCACUGGAGGCCCGAGAGAAGGCCCACCGCCAGAGAGUCCGCUGCCUGGAGGAACAGGUGUGCACACUGAAGGAGCAGCUGGAGCAGGAGAUGCGGAGGCGGCAGGCCUACGUUAGCCAGCUGUUGAGACCUGGGGCCUGACCUCCACCACGCACAUACACACACACACACACACCUACACACACACACACACACACACACUGAUUCAAUGACUGGACAAUCACACUCCCAGAGAGCCUCAGAGGUCAUGGUCACACGGUAGCCUACUAUUGUGUUGCUGCUUCAACAGACACCCGGCCCCUUAGUAGGACUUCCAGAAGCUAAGCACAUUUCUCCAGUUCAAAUUGAAGUCAAGUAGUUUAUUGGCAUGCGUAUGUUACACAGAAUCCACAAGUUUACUUGGUGCAGAUGUGUAUGCAUAUUUGUCAUGCAAGAUGUACGUAGGUGAAUGAUUUUGGUUUUCACCCAUUUUUUAUACUUAAAGUAGUAUAUUUGUCUUUGCCAAAUAUUGAAUUCUUUGAAAUUGUGAGUUGUAUGAGAAGAAUGAAUGAAUAUCUUGGGUCUGAUUCAACAUCGCUCCACUCAUACUGGACCCGUAUGCUUCCACAUUCCACUGGGUCCUUAGUUUCUGGACUGAUUUCAGAGAAACUUUGCCUAUGUUCUAGGGCAAUUCUAUGGAAAAUUACAUUUUUUGUAACA
Alosa alosa (allis shad) is the source of this 6689-nucleotide messenger RNA. RefSeq names its product ciliary rootlet coiled-coil, rootletin family member 2 (gene crocc2). The coding region runs from base 228 to 6131 and encodes 1967 amino acids. NCBI's taxonomy places the organism in Eukaryota, Metazoa, Chordata, Actinopteri, Clupeiformes, Clupeidae. The record is from RefSeq and is a predicted model, not a curated record. The transcript is spliced from 37 exons.